Messenger RNA from Prunus armeniaca (apricot), 3462 nucleotides. NCBI's taxonomy places the organism in Eukaryota, Viridiplantae, Streptophyta, Magnoliopsida, Rosales, Rosaceae. The record is from the annotation of a GenBank genome assembly.
AUGGCUAGCGACGAAGAAACACCGAAACACACAGGCCACAAGCCUAAAUCUCAAAACACAGAGACCAACGAUGUCUCUGAUCCCUUUUAUAUACAUCAUUCAGACCAAACUGGUCUGACACUUGUCACUCAACUCUUGGAUGGUGACAAUUAUGCAACUUGGAGUCUUGCAAUGAUAAUGACUUUGGAGGCAAAGAACAAACUUGGCUUUGUGGAUGGGACGAUCAAAGCACCAGCCACAACCAGCGCCAAAUACCCCAUCUGGAGAAGAUGUAACCAGAUGAUCAAGUCUUGGAUCCUCAACUCCAUCAGCCCCUCUCUGGCUAACAUCGUCAUCUAUGCAAAUACAGCUGCUGAGGUUUGGCUAGAUCUCAAAGAACGCUUCUCUCAAGGGAAUAUUUCCAGGAUUUUCCAGAUUAAACGAGAUAUUGCCGAACUUCGACAACAUCAGCAGUCUAUAUCCGUGUAUUACAACACACUGAAAGGUCUUUGGGAUGAGUUGGGAUCAUAUGCUCCCGUGCCAUCAUGUAAGUGUAAUCCCAUGUGUGCUUGUGGAGUCCUAAAGGAACUCACUGACAGAGAACAACAAGAGCGAGUUCUUCAAUUCCUUAUGGGCCUGAAUGAAACCUACUCCGCAGUUCGCACACAGAUCCUACUAAUGUCACCCUUACCUUCUGAGCGUAAGGUAUAUGGGAUGCUUGUACAAGAAGAAAAACAAAGGCAAAUAGCUGAAAGUGGGGAGAAUAAUUCUUCUCAUGCAAUGAAUAUAUCGAGAAACACCAAUAAGCAGCCUCGCCCAGUGCAAGGCGAAGAUAACAAAAACCUUCACUGCACAUACUGUGAUGGUGACACUCAUACCAUCGAUCGGUGUUAUUAUCUUCAUGGAUUUCCAACCUGGCACAAGUUGCAUGGAAAGACAAUCAAGCCACCAAAUAGAAACAAGCGUGCAGCAGCCAACAAUACCAACAAGGAGGGAGCCAAGACAUCUGCUGCCAAGACCCCUGAAGAUUUAAAAUUUACAGCUGAUGAAGUGUGCCAAAUCAAGGCAAUCCUUCGAGGUGAUGGUAAAAAUCAAGCAUUUGCGAACGCAGCAGGUAUGACUAAACCUCAGUGCUAUGCCUUUGCCACGGAUCAUCCAGAUUAUUGGAUCAUUGAUAGCGGUGCAAGUGAUCAUAUUACUUUUUCCUCCAAAUUAAUUCCAGAAAAGUCCUCACCUUUUAAUUCCUCAGUCACCAUGCCAAAUGGAACACAAGCAAAAAUCACUUGUGUUGGUUCUAUCAAUCUCACCUCUCGCCUAAAAUUACAUGAUGAUUUAACCUCGAGGAAGAUGAUUGGAUUGGGGAAGGAGCGUGAUGGUUUGUACUAUUUAGUACCAGUCACCGAAGAUUUUCUUCGUGAGCAUAGUCCCACAAUUGCGAAUGUUGCACAACCCUCUUCAACAACAAAUCUCUGGCACAAACGAUUGGGUCACUUGUCUAGUGAUAUUUCCCAUGACACAAAACUAGAGCUACCUCCAGCUCCAGUUUUACCGUCCAUCCCAAUCACUCAAGACACCCAUUCACUUGAGCCCAACCAAUCAAACCCCUCAUUUGAGCAACCCAUUGUUGAUCCACAUACCCAACCUUUGUCUUCACCCGUACCAUCCAAUUUUUCUCCAAUUACCAUUCUUCAUGACUCUUCCUCAUUACCUACACCUAACAGCCCUUCUACACUGACACCUCCACCACAAGAACUUCGCCGUGGCAUGCGCUCCAAGAUACCCAACGUGCGCCUUCAAGACUACGAUUGCUCACAGGUGACGACCCCCAAACCCAAUUCAACAUCUUCUUCCAGGUCAGGUACUCGUUACCCUUUUUCUAAAUAUCUUUCUUCUUCUCACUUGUCACCAUCACAUCACACUUUUAUCCACAAUAUCACUACAUGUGUUGAACCCACCUCCUUUGCUCAAGCUAAUCUUGAUCCCAAGUGGCGUGAAGCCAUGAAAGUUGAAUUGCAGGCCCUUGCACACAAUCAAACCUGGACGCUUACACCUUUGCCUCCUGGUAAGCGGGCCAUUGGCAGCAAGUGGGUAUACAAAAUCAAACACAAGUCUGAUGGUACAAUCGAGCGCUACAAAGCACGGUUGGUGGCUAAAGGCUAUACACAAACUGAAGGUUUGGAUUACUAUGAGACAUUUGCCCCCGUUGCCAAGUUAGUUACUGUGCGUUGCUUACUGACUGUUGCUGCUCAUCGUGACUGGCCUCUCCACCAAUUAGAUGUGCAGAAUGCUUUCCUCCAUGGUGAUUUGGAGGAAGAAGUCUAUAUGGUGCCACCACCAGGCAUGCGUCGACAAGGGGAGAACUUGGUUUGUCGCCUUCGGAAAUCUCUAUAUGGUUUGAAGCAGGCCUCUCGCCAAUGGUUCUCCAAAUUUACACAUGCGAUACAACAAGCUGGUUUUCGUCAAUCAAAGGCUGACUACUCAUUAUUCACACGUAUAAAUGGUCCUUCUAUCACUGUGGUACUCAUUUAUGUUGAUGACAUGAUCAUCACAGGCAAUGAUCCUGCUGCCAUACAACACUUGAAGGAUUUUCUUCACCAUACAUUCCGCAUCAAAGACCUUGGCCUGCUUAAAUACUUCCUUGGCAUAGAAGUGGCACGUUCAAAGAGUGGUGUUUCCAUUUCACAAAGGAAAUACGUUCUGGAUAUCCUUGAUGAUGUUGGUUAUUUUGGAGCAAAACCUGUGGAGUUUCCCAUGGAACAAGACCUGAAAUUACAGCCAAUGGUUGGAGACUUACUGAAAGAUCCGACCCAAUAUAGGAGAAUUGUGGGAAGACUUAUUUAUCUCACCAUAACAAGGCCCGAUAUCUCAUUUUCAGUUCAAGUUCUAAGUCAAUAUAUGAAUCAGCCACGUAAACCUCAUUUCGAUGCGGCUAUGCGUGUGUUGAAAUACUUAAAAGGCACAGCAGGUCAAGGAUUGUUUUUCCCAUCACAAAAUUCAUUGCAGCUGCGUGGUUAUUGUGAUGCUUCAUGGGCAUCAUGUCCUACGACAAGAAGAUCAGUUACAGGAUACUGUGUUUUCUUAGGAAAUUCAUUGAUUUCUUGGAAGACAAAGAAGCAAUCCACCAUCUCACGCUCAUCAGCGGAGGCGGAGUACAGAUCCAUGGCUGCAAUAACGUGUGAACUCACAUGGAUUCGAUAUGUGUUACAAGAUCUUCAAGUGUAUCAUUCGGGACCAGCUCACGUGUAUUGUGACAAUCAAGCUGCAAUACACAUUGCGGCCAAUCCCGUUUUCCAUGAACGAACCAAGCACAUAGAACUCGAUUGUCACUUGGUUCGAGAAAAAUUACAAGCUGGACAAAUCACGACUCACUACACACCCUCAAAGCAUCAGAUCGCAGACUUACUCACUAAGGCUUUGGGUAAAGGGCUAUUUCACGCGCACCUUCGCAAGUUGGGCAUGCACAAUAUCCACGCUCCAACUUGA